Molecule: messenger RNA, 810 nt
Organism: Oryza brachyantha (malo sina)
Lineage: Eukaryota; Viridiplantae; Streptophyta; Magnoliopsida; Poales; Poaceae
Exons: 5
Coding region: 64-588 (174 amino acids)
Source: RefSeq, a predicted model, not a curated record
AGGGCGAGGAGAGCGCGGGCAGGAAGGGGAGGGGAACGCACCUGGGAGGGAGGGAGGGAAGCCAUGGGCGACGACGGUGGUGGUGAUGGCGCCGCCUCCGCCUCGCCGGACGCGGGGUUCUCCUACUUCGCCGUCUUCCACAACUACCCCCUCGUCGCCGCCUUGCUGGGCUUCGCCGUCGCGCAGUCCAUCAAGUUCUUCGUCACCCGGUACAAGGAGAACAGAUGGGAUCCUAAGCAGCUUAUUGGCUCUGGUGGCAUGCCAUCUUCGCAUUCUGCCACAGUUACAGCAUUAGCAGUAGCGAUUGGCUUCCAAGAUGGUUUUGGCAGUGCCCUAUUUGCGACAGCAGCAAUAUUCGCAAGUGUGGUUAUGUACGAUGCUUCUGGUAUCAGAUUACAUGCUGGGAAGCAAGCAGAGGUGUUGAAUCAAAUAGUCUGUGAACUUCCUGCUGAACAUCCCUUGUCUGAAACAAGACCAUUGCGUGAACUUUUAGGCCAUACUCCCACCCAGGUUGUUGCUGGAGCGUUGCUUGGGUGUAUGCUAGCAACAGCAGGGCAAAUGUUCCUUGCAGUAACAGGUGCUGUAUGAUGCGGUGUUUGAAGGUGGAUAUGGGAACUGCUAGCAUUUGCAGGAACUUGAGAAGAAGCUUCUCCAGUGUUCUGUCACUUAGGUAUUGGUAAGAUUUGUAACAAUUUACUGUAGUGCUGUUGAAGUUUUGAUGGCACGUGAAUGUGUAUGUUCAGGUGAUGUUCUCAGGAUUGUGUACAGAAUAUUUGUUCGAUAAAUUCAUUAUUCCGGUGAAAUCUAAAA